This is a messenger RNA of Phytophthora infestans T30-4, 495 nucleotides long. RefSeq lists its product as uncharacterized. NCBI's taxonomy places the organism in Eukaryota, Oomycota, Peronosporomycetes, Peronosporales, Peronosporaceae. The record is from RefSeq and is a predicted model, not a curated record. Gene Ontology annotation, molecular function: nucleic acid binding; zinc ion binding. The transcript has 3 exons. Gene Ontology annotation, cellular component: spliceosomal complex; U4/U6 x U5 tri-snRNP complex. Gene Ontology annotation, biological process: mRNA splicing, via spliceosome. Bases 1 to 495 code for a protein of 164 amino acids.
AUGUCUCUAGAGAGCAGCGUGGGGACCGUGAAAGUGGUCAAGUCCGACGACGUAAGCAAAAGUGGCGGCUACUACUGCGCGGUUUGCGAGUGCGGCCUCAAGGACUCGGUGGCGUAUCUGGACCACAUCAAUGGCAAAAAGCACUUGCGCAAACUCGGCUACAGUAUGCGAGUCGAGCGCUCGACAGUGGACCAGGUGAAGAAUCGACUGCAAAGUGCGUCUAAGCGCAAAUGGGACCCGUUGAUGACCAAGAAGCUGGAUGCAAUGGAAGACUACGAGAAGAAGCUGAAGGCAGCAGAGGAAGAGGAGGCUCGUGUCAAGCGACAGAAGAAGGAGCAGAAGAAAGCCAAGAAACUCGGACAAGAGGCGCCAAACCAGGACAAACAAGACGACACUGACAAGAAACGUGAAGCAGUAGACGAAGUUCCGGAUGCUGAUGCUGAAAUGAUGGCCAUGAUGGGCUUCGGCGGUUUUGGCGGCUCUAAGAAGCAAUAG